AUGGCACGAAGGCCAGCCAGCAGCAGGCUUUCCAAGCCCCCACAAUGGUACCCUCUAUGGUCAUUGAAAAUGACAAGCAUCAACGACACAAGUAAUCAAACAACUACAAAGAAGAAAAAGGGGCCAAAGGCCAUAUGGACUGGAGCAGAUUUGAAGAAACUCAUGGAUAUUGCUGUAGAGCAUCGAGGGCUUCUUGGAGAGGGGGGGAAUUUUAAACCCCAGUUCUACACUGCUGCUGAAGAUGUGUUAGGGCCUAUGACAACAAGAGGAGCCAAGUGGUUCAGUAAGGAGCUUACUUGUGCCGGAGACUUGUUAGAUACGCCUGGGCUCAGUUUUAGCGUUGAAGCGGGCUUGAAGAUCACAAAUGCGAACCAACAUGUCUGGGAUACGCUUCUCAAGAGUAAAAACAAAGAGACGACAAAGGCAAUUAUCAUCCAUUUAGCUGCAGAUGGAUGUAAAUGGUAUGAUAAGAUUGCAGGAAUUUUACCCAGCCAGGUGAAAGGAACUCAAGUGUUUCGAGCCUCACAAGCACAGUCUAAUAAGGCACCCACCACAUUGCUGAGGAAGGAGGCUACAGUUUUGGAUGGAGAGAUAGAAAACAAUGACAACAACAAUGACAAGGAGGAGGAGGAGGAGGAUCAUGGCGGCAAGGGCAUGGCUGUGGAUGGGCGGAAGAGUGCCAGCAAUUCUGGUACCUACCUGGAUACAAGUAGUGCCCAAUCCAAACCUAUCAGCACGUCUAUGAGUGUUACAUUGUCUGGGAAACAAAAAUACUCAGCCGUCAAAUCCAUCUCUGUAGUCUCAGCCACUCCCAGCAAAACCCCGUGCUCAUCAGAUGCUGCUGCCAUUAAUGGCUUGAAAGAACAAGUCCAGCGGAUGGUGGACAAUCAGGGCAAGCAUGAUGAAAAACGUUACAAGUACAAAGAUUGA
Serpula lacrymans var. lacrymans S7.9 is the source of this 930-nucleotide messenger RNA. RefSeq lists its product as uncharacterized. The record is from RefSeq and is a predicted model, not a curated record. Lineage: Eukaryota; Fungi; Basidiomycota; Agaricomycetes; Boletales; Serpulaceae. The transcript is spliced from 3 exons. Bases 1 to 930 code for a protein of 309 amino acids.